AUGUCGAUUCGCUCGAAGUUCAACAAGGACGAGAAGAAGUUUGUGAAGUUUAUUGAUUCAACCGAGGAAAUAAUAAAGCAUCUAAACAAGAGUGAUUCUAGCAAAAGAUCAAGGUUGAAACUGAGUGGACAGCAAAUCGAUGUUCUGGAGUCGAACUUUAAGAUCGAUAGUCACCCGAACAGUGCCACCAAGAGCCUGCUGUCAAAUGCCCUCAGCAUUCCCCUGAAGAACAUCCAGAUAUGGUUCCAGAACAGGAGGGCCAAGGAGAAGACAGCCAGGGAUGGCGGCCGGAGAAGAAGCGGGAAUGCAGAGAUUGAAGAUGGGGAGUAUGAACACGGCAAGAUGAGCUACCAGGCGAUGUGCCCCUUUGAUUUUCCUCCUCAAGAGAGGUAUUUUCUCUAG
Encephalitozoon cuniculi GB-M1 is the source of this 402-nucleotide messenger RNA. RefSeq names its product homeodomain-containing protein. Gene Ontology annotation, molecular function: DNA-binding transcription factor activity, RNA polymerase II-specific; transcription cis-regulatory region binding. Lineage: Eukaryota; Fungi; Microsporidia; Unikaryonidae. The transcript has a single exon. Gene Ontology annotation, cellular component: nucleus. Gene Ontology annotation, biological process: regulation of DNA-templated transcription. The coding region runs from base 1 to 402 and encodes 133 amino acids. The record is from RefSeq and is marked provisional.